AUGUGUAUGUGUAUGUGUGUAUGUAUGCGUAUGUGUAUGUGUGUAUGUAUGUGUAUGUGUGUAUGUAUGUGUAUGUGUGUAUGUGUGUAUGUGUAUGUCUAUGUGUGUGUAUGUAUCUGUGUGUAUGUGUGUAUGUAUGUGUAUGUGUGUGUGUAUCUGUAUGUAUGUUUAUGUGUGUGUGUAUGUAUCUGUAUGUAUGUGUAUGUGGGUGUAUGUAGGUGUAUGUGUAAGUGGUGUGUGUGUGUGUGUGUGGUGCUUUGGUGCCCUGCAUUACCUGGACCCGUGUGUGAGGGAUCAUCGUCUGAAUGCGCACGGGCGUGGCCAUGCCCGCGGGCGCGCCGGUGGACGCGUCGCUGGUGGACUGGAUCCGCAUGGGCACCACCGUCGCCACCAACGCGCUGCUAGAGCGCAAGGGCGAGCGCAUGGCGCUGCUCAUCAACCGAGGCUUCCGUGACCUGCUCUUCAUCGGCAACCAGGCGCGCCCGCGCAUCUUCGACCUGGAAAUCGUGACUCCUGAUCUACUAUAUGAGAAAGUCAUAGAGGUCGAAUGUCGUGUGGUACCAGCUCUUCCUGGACGAUGUCGCCUACAAGAAGAAGCAGCAGGCAACUACAACAAGUGGCGCCAAGUUCAAGGAACCACUGGCGAACUCCUUUUUGUGGCUCAGGAAUUGAAUGUCGAAAAGCUCAAGGAAGAUCUCAAAGAUUUACAAAAACAGGGGAUUGAAAGCAUUGCAGUUGUACUGGCCCAUUCCUACACGUAUUUGGAUCAUGAAAUUAAAAUUGGGGAAGUAGCUCAAUCCUUGGGAUUCAAACACAUUUCACUGUCACAUCAAGUGAUGCCAAUGGUUCGCAUUGUUCCACGUGGAUUUACUGCUUGUGCAGAUGCGUACCUCACUCCCCAUAUAAAAAAAUAUGUGCAAGGAUUUGCAUCAGGAUUCAAAAACAAUCUUAAGGAUGUAAAUGUCCUCUUUAUGCAAAGUGAUGGAGGACUGACUCCAAUGGAUGUGUUCAAUGGAGCCCGUGCAGUUUUGUCUGGCCCUGCUGGAGGAGUAGUGGGAUAUGCAGUUACUACUUACCACAAAGAAACCGAACUUCCUGUGAUAGGCUUUGACAUGGGAGGAACGUCCACUGAUGUCAGCCGUUAUGCAGGAGAAUAUGAACAUGUUUUUGAAUCAACAACUGCUGGUGUUACUAUUCAGGCUCCUCAGCUGGAUGUCAACACUGUAGCAGCUGGUGGAGGCUCUAUGCUCUUCUUCCGAUCGGGCUUGUUCGUUGUGGGUCCCGAGUCAGCAGGAGCACACCCUGGACCUGUCUGCUAUCGCAAAGGAGGCCCUCUCACAGUCACAGAUGCAAAUCUAUGUUUGGGAAGAUUGUUACCAGAAUACUUUCCCAAAAUAUUUGGCCCUGGAGAAAAUGAACCUCUUGAUCAGGAUGCAACUAACAAAUCUUUUGAAAAAUUGACACAAGAGAUUAACGAGUUUCUUGCAUCUCAACCAUCAAAAGAUGGUUCCAAGAACAGUAUGACCACUGAAGAAGUCGCCAUGGGAUUCAUAAGAGUAGCUAAUGAAGCAAUGUGUCGUCCAAUAAGAGCUCUCACCCAGGCAAAAGGUUAUGAUACUGCACGUCAUGUGUUGGCAUGUUUUGGAGGAGCAGGAGGGCAACAUGCCUGCUCUAUUGCUCGAGCAUUGGGCAUGGGAACAGUGUUUGUUCACAAAUAUGCUGGGAUUUUGUCAGCAUACGGAAUGGCUCUUGCUGAUGUUGUUCAUGAAGCACAAGAACCUUGUGCAAAAGUUUAUGAACAAGGUUCCUUUGCAUACUUGGAUGAGCACUUAUCACUAUUAGAAGACCAGUGCUUUGAAGAGUUGACUAAGCAAGGAUUUGCUCCAUCACAAAUUGAAACGGAAGCUUUUCUUCACCUUCGAUAUGAUGGCACUGACUGUGCGCUCAUGUGUUCUGCCCAUUCCAAAACAGCAACUACGUCAAGCGGAUCACCAACUAAGCAUGGAGAUUUCAAAGCUACUUUUCUGCAAAGGUAUCAGUGUGAAUUUGGGUUUACACUUCCAAACCGUCAAAUCAUUGUUGAUGAUAUUCGUGUAAGAGGGGUUGGGAAGUCACUCAUUCACACCGAAGAGGAAGUUGCCAGUGCUGAUGGACCUCCAAAAGAAGAGAAGAUGGUUAGAGUUUAUUUUGAGAAUGGAUAUCAUCUUACAAAUGUUUAUCUUCUGAGUGAUUUAAAAGCAGGCCACAAUAUAAAGGGUCCUGCAAUAAUAAUGGACAAUUUGAGCACAAUACUUGUAGAACCUGAUUGUUCAGCUGAAAUCACAAGGGCAGGUGAUGUCAAGAUCACAAUUGGUUCUGGUGAAUUGAAGAAAAUUGGAACUAAGCUGGAUUCAAUUCAACUUAGUAUUUUUUCACACAGAUUCAUGAGCAUUGCUGAGCAAAUGGGAAGAAUUUUGCAGAGAACAGCUAUUUCAACAAACAUAAAAGAACGCUUGGACUUUUCAUGUGCCUUGUUUGGGCCAGAUGGUGGUUUAGUUUCUAAUGCUCCACACAUUCCUGUUCACCUAGGAGCAAUGCAAGAAACAGUUCAAUACCAGAUGAGAACAUUAGGAGAUGAUUUUGAAGAAGGGGAUGUAAUAUUGGCUAAUCAUCCUGCUGCAGGAGGAUCUCAUUUACCUGAUCUAACAGUCAUAACACCUGUUUUUUAUAAAAAUGUGAAGAGACCAGUAUUUUUUGUGGCAAGCAGAGGUCACCAUGCUGAUAUUGGUGGUAUAACCCCAGGAUCAAUGCCACCUCAUUCAAAAUCUCUGUUAGAAGAAGGAGCUAGCUUCAAAAGUUUCAAACUAGUCAAACGUGGAAUCUUCAAUGAGAAGGAGCUCAUAGAUGCGCUGAUGGCUCCUGGGAAGAUACCAGGAAGCUCUGGGACUCGAAAUCUUCAAGAUAAUCUUUCUGAUUUGAAAGCACAAAUUGCUGCUAAUCACAAGGGAAUAACUUUAGUUAGUGAACUUAUUGAUGCUUAUGGUCUUGAUGUGGUGCAAGCAUACAUGGGUCAUAUCCAAUCUAAUGCAGAAGUUGCUGUGAGAGACAUGCUCAAAGAAAUUGGGAAGAGAUGUCUUGAACGCAGUGGUUCAACAGUCUUGGAAGCAGUGGAGCAUCUUGAUGAUGGGUCACCAAUAUGUUUGAAAGUUGAGAUAAACAUUGACGAUGGCUCAGCAAUAUGUAAUUUCAGUGGUACGGGUCAUGAAGUGUGGGGUAAUUGCAAUGCACCAAGGGCAAUAACUCUGUCUGCUCUCAUUUACUGCCUUCGAUGCAUGGUUGGUCAUGAUGUCCCAUUGAACCAGGGAUGCUUGAAUCCUGUAAAAGUUAUCAUUCCACCAGGAUCUCUCUUGGAUCCAUCUGACAAUGCUGCAGUUGUUGGUGGAAAUGUUCAGACAUCUCAAAGAAUUGUUGAUGUUGUUCUCAAAGCUUUCCAAGUGUGUGCAGCAUCCCAAGGAUGCAUGAAUAACAUCACAUUUGGUGAAAGUGAAUGGGGAUAUUAUGAAACAGUUGCUGGAGGAGCUGGUGCUGGUCCUACGUGGGAUGGCCGCAGUGGUGUCCACUGUCAUAUGACAAAUACUCGAAUUACUGAUGCAGAAAUCUUGGAAAGGCGAUAUCCUGUGAUACUACGUCAUUUUAGUUUGCGAGAAGGCUCCGGUGGCAAGGGAUUCCAUAAAGGUGGAGAUGGCGUAGUUCGAGAAUUAUUGUACAGGCGGAAAAUGACACUUUCAAUACUCACAGAACGAAGAGCAUUUGCCCCUUAUGGAAUGAACGGCGGAGGUCCUGGAGCCAAGGGGUUGAACCUGUUGUUAAGGAACGAUGGAAGAUGUAUAAAUCUUGGUGGAAAGACAGCAAUUGAUGUUGAACCUGGGGACGUGUUUCGGCUGCUGACCCCAGGAGGCGGCGGCUACGGCAGCCCAGCGGAGGCGGUGGCGGCGACGGCAGCGGCGGACGGCGGCAGCGGCAAGGGCAGCGCACACAGCCGCUUCGUCGAGCGAGGCAGCGUGUUCGAGUACCGCCGCGCGCAGGAGUCGGUGUAGAGCGCGCCACCUGCCGCCCCGCCCCUGGCUGCGACGCUGAGAAUACUAGCACCUGCAGAAGAAGUGUGAAGUACAACAGGAAAUGCAUCUGGGUUUCUAUUCAAAUCACAUAACUGAAUUGUUAACUUUUUUGUGAAGAAAUUUGCUUGGAGGAAAGAAAGUAAAAGACUGAAAGUUAUUUCGGCGAUAUUAUUCGCUGCAGCUUUACAAGUAUUGAAGAUUAUUUUUGUAUACGUUUGAAAAUUUGUAAUGAUUUAGAGUAGUUACAACAUGUUUAAAAUGUAAAAAAAUCUAGUAUAUAUCUGUGAUAACCAUUACAGAUUAGAUUCAGAAAAUAAUAGGUAUAUCCACACAUCAUUAUUGGUUGUUCAAUCUCCUAAAGACUUGUGUAAGAAAACACUUGUCACAAAUAUUGUAUCUGUUAGGAGAAGUGUAAUUGUAUUGAUUAUUGUGUUCGUUUUUUGUAAGACAGUGCGUAAUUUUAAAUAAAGUUAUAGAAAUAAGUGUCUUUGGAGUAUACUUGAUAAAAAUUCAUGCAAAGACCCUUUUCUCACAUGGAAUCUCAACUGAUAUUGAGUUUUGAAAUGCAAAGAAAUAAAAAGC
Molecule: messenger RNA, 4679 nt
Organism: Gryllus bimaculatus (two-spotted cricket)
Lineage: Eukaryota; Metazoa; Arthropoda; Insecta; Orthoptera; Gryllidae
Source: the annotation of a GenBank genome assembly